This is a messenger RNA of Toxorhynchites rutilus septentrionalis, 4697 nucleotides long. RefSeq lists its product as uncharacterized. Bases 125 to 4342 code for a protein of 1405 amino acids. Gene Ontology annotation, biological process: DNA integration. Gene Ontology annotation, molecular function: nucleic acid binding. The transcript is spliced from 2 exons. NCBI's taxonomy places the organism in Eukaryota, Metazoa, Arthropoda, Insecta, Diptera, Culicidae. The record is from RefSeq and is a predicted model, not a curated record.
ACCAGAUCUAGCAACGCUUUCGUUGAAGUCAACCAAACAGAACCACACCAAGUCGAAGCUUUUUGUACAUACACAAAGCUCACCUGAUGUAGAGGAAAUUCCGGAAUCAAAUCCAAUCGAAGAAAUGUCUAAGAAGACCUGUGCGUACUGUUCCAACCCAAAUCACGAGAUUCUAUCGUGUGGACCGUUCAAAGCGUUGGAUAUAGAUGCCAGAUGGACGGCGAUGCGUCAGAAAGGAUUGUGCAGGAUCUGCUUAAUUCCCCAUCGGAAGUGGCCAUGUCGAUCCGGAAGAGAAUGUGGAGUGGACGGAUGUCGACUUCGUCACCACGAGUUGCUGCAUUCUCGCACAACUGUAAUGACGAACAGUCAGUUUAGAGCCAGUUCAGCUGCCAGCGGGAACGGGAACGUAGUACACAACCAUUAUCAUCAAGUAUUACCAUGUACUCUUUUUCGAUAUUUGCCGGUGACAAUCGAAGCAGGGGAAAAGCGCGUCCACACGUUUGCGUUUCUAGAUGACGGUUCUUCAUCUACACUAAUGGAAGCGGGAAUAGCUGCCAAACUUGGGUUAGAAGGUGCAACUGAAUCACUCUGGCUCAAUUGGACAGGCAAUGUUAGUCGGGAGGAAAAAGAUUCGAAGCGUGUUUCAAUCGUCAUCACCGGAGAAGGUGGGAAGAAUCGUUUCCAAAUGAACAACGUACGCACAGUUAAGAGACUCAACCUACCAAAACAAACGCUACAGUAUGAUGCAUUAACGGAAGCGUAUCCACACCUCAAGGGUCUGCCGGUGCGGAGUUAUUCGGAAGCAAUUCCGGGUAUUAUAGUUGGACUGGAACAUGCACGACUACUCUCCACUUUAAAAAUUCGUGAAGGCAGAGGUGACGAUCCAGUGGCAGCAAAAACAAGACUGGGCUGGUGCAUCUUUGGUAGAAGUUCUGGUGUGGGUCAAUCCUUAGAACGCCUGCAUCAUCAUUCCGAGCAAGAUAUGGGGAAUCGUGAAUUGCACCAACAGAUGAAGAAAUUCUUUGGCAUUGAGGAAGCUAUAAUCACGGUUAAACCUGAAGCAGAAGUUGACAAACGUGCCAGGGAGAUUAUGGAGAAUACCACACGACGAGUAGGGCUUGGCUUCGAGACGGGUCUUGUUUGGAAGCACGACGAUGUAAGCUUCCCGGAUAGUUUCAAGAUGGCAGAGAGGAGAUUGAUCGCACUCGAGAAACGACUGGAGAAAGAUCCUGCGCUAAGGCAAAAAGUUCACGAGCAGAUCGUGUCAUAUGAGGAGAAAGGAUACGCUCAUCGAAUAACCAAGAAUGAAUUGGAUUCAACCGACUCGAGCCGAGUUUGGUAUUUACCCUUAGGGGUCGUACAAAAUCCCAAAAAACCCGGCAAGAUUCGUCUGAUCUGGGAUGCAGCAGCGUGUUCUAAAGGCGUUUGUUUUAACGACAUGUUGCUCAGAGGUCCAGACCUGCUAACGGCGCUCUUUGGCGUACUACUCCGUUUUAGACAGAGGAACAUUGCUAUCUGUGGAGACAUACGAGAAAUGUUCCACCAGAUACGCAUUCGAGACCUCGACAAACAGGCGCAACGGUUCUUGUGGAGAUUUUCCCCUGAUAUGCUUCCACAGAUAUUCGUCAUGGAUGUGGCAACGUUCGGCGCCACCUGUUCGCCUAGCUCGGCGCAGUUCGUCAAGAACAAAAACGCCGAGGAACACGCAUCAAAAUACCCGAGAGCAGCGCACGCCAUUAUUUACAGCCACUAUGUUGAUGACUACCUGGAUAGUGUAGAAACUGAAGAUGACGCGGUACAGUUGUGGAACGAUGUUAAGUUGGUCCAUGCUCGAGGUGGAUUUGAGAUCCGCAAUUUCGUCAGCAACUCAGAUGAAGUUAUGCAGCGAGUGGGAGUGAAGGAUUGUCCUGCAAAUAAGUCGUUGAAUCUGGAUCCGUUGGGAGAAAAGGAGCGAGUUCUUGGCAUGGUGUGGAGACCUGACUCUGACGAUUUCACCUUUGAACCUUCUUUAAAGCCGGAAAUUUUGAAGUUGAUUGUAGAUCGAACAAUUCCGACGAAACGUCAGGUGCUACGAACAGUGAUGUCGCUGUUUGAUCCCCUUGGACUGAUAGCACAUUUCGUGGCACAAGGGAAAAUUCUUAUGCAAGACAUUUGGAGAUCGGGUACAGACUGGGAUGAACAAAUUACCGAGCAUCUAUGGGAGAAAUGGUCUAGGUGGAGUCAACUCAUUUUAGAGUUAGAUGCAGUAAUGAUUCCAAGGUGUUUCUUCAGAGGUGCUAAUAGUGGAGCUCUCAACAGCGUUCAACUGCAUGUGUUCGUCGACGCUAGUGAAGAAGCAUACGCAUGCGUAGCAUACCUACGAAUUGUCGAUGGUGGCAUAAUAAGAUGUGCACUUGUAGCGGCGAAGUCAAAGGUGGCCCCGCUUAAGCCUCUUUCCAUUCCACGAUUGGAGCUGCAGGCCGCGAUGAUAGGUAGUCGUUUGGCAGACAGUAUCUGCAAACACAUAAGUCUCCCCAUCAGUCAACGCUUUCUCUGGCUUGAUUCCGCAACGGUGUUGGCCUGGCUGCGUUCGGAUAGUCGACGUUACCACCCGUUCGUGGCAUUUCGAGUAGGGGAGAUCCUAAGUCUAACCACCGUUGAUGAAUGGCACCAUCUGAAGUCCAAGCACAACGUGGCAGAUGAAGCAACCAAGUGGGGAUCUGGUCCUAGCUUCGAUCCAGAAGGGCGAUGGUUUCAGGGACCACUAUUUCUGAGUAAAUCAGUUGAAAGCUGGCCAGUGAGCAAAGGAGAGAUACCUCCAGCUACAGAAGAGCUCCGGGCUGUUUAUACCCACCAUCAUUCGACGUUCCAACCACUUAUCGAGGUGAAGCGUUUCUCUAAGUGGCACCGACUACUACGCUCCACCGCGUACGUACUAAGAGCAAUCAAAAGGCUCAAAAAGCAGCAGCUUCGUCCUUGGAUAUCAUGCGAUGAGUAUCGUGAAGCGGAAAACCUGCUUUGGCGUCAGGUACAAAUAGAGUGCUAUGCGGAUGAAUAUACAUCACUGCACUAUAAUCAGCAAAACCCCUUGGCGAAUCAAAUGAAACCGUACAAGUGCAGUCAACUGUACCAGCUAACACCGUACAUAGACGAUGUAGGAGUUAUGAGAAUGAACAGCCGAAUAGGGGCUGCACCAAACGCCCCGUUCCAAGCUAAGUAUCCAAUCAUUCUUCCAAACAAUCACCAUCUAACGUCCCUCCUCGUUAACAGCUACCACUGCCGCUUUCUACAUGCGAAUAACGAAACUGUACUCAAUGAGAUGCGACAGCGUUUUCGUAUACCAUCUCUACGAAACUUGAUCAGACGAGUCUCCAAGGAAUGUCCAUGGUGUCGAGUCAACAAGGCGGCCCCACGGCCCCCGAUCAUGGCACCGCUUCCAACAGUGCGUCUAACAUCAUUCGUCCGUCCAUUUACACAUUCAGGAGUUGAUUACUUCGGGCCAAUCUUGGUGAAGCAAGGUCGCAGUCUUGUCAAGCGCUGGGUAGCAUUAUUCACCUGCCUUUCCAUAAGAGCGAUUCACUUGGAAAUAGUGCAUAGUCUCACAACUCAAUCGUGCGUGAUGGCUAUCCGACGAUUUAUAGCGCGCCGAGGAGCACCAGAAACCUUUUAUUCCGACAAUGGCACCAAUUUUAUCGGAGCGAACAACCUAUUGAAGGGUCAGCUUCGGGCGGUCAACGAACAUUGUGCAGCGACGUUCACCAACGCUAGGACGAAAUGGCAGUUCAAUCCUCCCUCCGCACCACAUAUGGGUGGUGCCUGGGAGCGCUUGGUACGCUCGGUCAAAACGGCCAUGGCCACAAUCAGCGAUCAUCCCCACCAUCCCAGCGAUGAGGUGCUGGAAACAGUUGCACUGGAGGCUGAAGCAGUGGUCAACUCCAGACCUCUAACAUAUGUCGCGUUGGAUUCAUCUGAUGCUGAGGCAAUCACUCCGAAUCAUUUCCUGCUUUACGGAACCCGUGGUAUUGAUCAACUACCAACACCUUUAACUGAAGGCGUAGCGACACUUCGAGACAGCUGGAAGUUGGCACAAGGUCUAAUCGAUAAAUUUUGGAGGAGAUGGAUCCGCGAGUAUCUACCAGAAUUGGCGAGGCGUACGAAGUGGUACCAACCAGUGAAGGCAUUGGAGAAAGGAGAUCUUGUUAUAGUGAUCGAUGAGAACAAACGGAAUGGAUGGAUGAGAGGCAGAAUCAUCAACGUUACAGAAGGGAAGGACGGUCAGGUACGCAAAGCUGAAGUCAAAACGGCGAACGGAAUAAUAACACGACCAGCAGUGAAGCUAGCAUUGCUGGAUAUCGUAAAAUGAGUUACGGUGGAAGAAUCUGGGCUAUCCCGGAACUACACGGAAGGGGGAAUGUUGUCGAACCCACCGUGCAACAGACGGCAGUUCUGACAGGAGGGACUAGUGAAUUCCGGGAGCCCUAGACAAUUGGCAACUGCCAUUCAAUGAGAGUGAGACGGAACAGUCAGUUGACAGCUCAGUGUAUUAAGAACAAAAACAAAUGGAAAAAGUGAAGAUAAUAGAGUGAAUAAAAGGAGUAGAAGGAUUUAUAGCGGUAAUUUGGGAAAAUUGAAAUAUUAGGCAGAUUAGAAAGGUAUUAAAAUAGGUGUGAAAAGCCGAAGUAACAAUUGUAUAUUGAACCCGAGGAUUGGAUUGUGUU